Messenger RNA from Apis cerana (Asiatic honeybee), 4979 nucleotides. Its product is annotated as putative transmembrane protein DDB_G0289901. The record is from RefSeq and is a predicted model, not a curated record. Lineage: Eukaryota; Metazoa; Arthropoda; Insecta; Hymenoptera; Apidae.
UUCAACAGCUUCAGUCGUUCUUGACUCUUCGGCCACAGAUUAUCGAUCCGAGGUAGCGAGUUUUGGCGAGACAGAUAGAAGAUAGUUUUAUGGAUAUUCGUGUAAUAUAUAUACAUAUAUAUAUAUAUAUAUUCUCGAAUUGCGCACAGUGUGAGAAAAAAUGCGGUAUCUUGAGUGUUUCGUGCCGUUGAUGGUACUAUCGUGCCUCGCAAGUUCGUUCGCGGAACCUGGUGUCCUCUUUGAUCUGGCGAAGGAUCAUCAAAAGCGCGUGGCAGGUUUGCUGGACCCGCUAGGACUGUUCCACAAGAAGGAUCAGAGCUCGAGCUCCUCGCACUCGUACGGGAGCAACCUACAGUUAGGACCACUUUCCUUUUCGAGCAGCUUGGCCAGCUCUUCGGCCACGGCCGAAGGCAAUGGUGCUACCUCCGUUGCCAAGGCGAAUUCUCAAGCCUUCGGCCAAGGCUCUGCAAAAGCUGACGCCAGCGCAAUAGCCAACGCUCAAGAUUAUAGUUCUAACAUCGGUCACUACUACUACGCGCCGACAGACGUGCAACAAUACGACGGCUCCGGUGGUUCUCAGUCGAUCACGAAUCCGAAUGAUGGUUAUAACGCUGCGAAUACCGUUGCGAGCGCCGCUGCAAAUGCUAAUGCAAACGCGAACUAUAAUGCAAACAGAGGUGCGAACUCGAACGUGAACGCCAACGCGAAUUCGAACGCCGUUCCUUAUACCGGUGCAUCACCGGCCAAUUAUUAUUCUCCCGGAUACGAUUUAUCUGAUACCGGUGCCAACGCAAAUACGAAUGUUAAAAGUAACAAUGCGAAUAAUGGCGCGGGAACGCUCGACGGCUAUUACACGGCUCCUGAAAGUUUUCGAGGUAAUGCAGCCGCAACAGCAAGCGCGGACGCGAAAGCGAAUUCUAUUAGUGGAACAGGAUCAUCCGAUGAUUAUUACGCUCCUGGAGGAUCGUGGAACGAUGGUGGUACAAUUGCGGAUGCAAACGCGAAGACGAACAUUAUCGAUGGUGUAACGAGUGGCUAUAAACCUGGAAUGAAAAGCGACGUAGACCGACAAUUCGAAUCGAACGGCGGCGUGGAAUUACCAAAUGGAUAUUAUUCUUCGGGAACUCGAAGCAACGCGGUAACCGGUAGCAAGAUUCCUUAUCGUCCUCAUGACGAUGAAGAAACCGUGGUAGUGAUCGUAGAUCCGUCACCAGUCUACAGGCCACCAUUGGGCAGGCCACCAUUGAGCAGGCUACCAUUGGGCAGGCCACCAUUUGGUAGGCCACCACCAUUCGGUAAUCCACCGCCGUUCGGUAGGCUACCAUCAUUCGGUAAGCCAUCACCACCAUCAUUCGGCAGGCCAUCUUUCGAGAGGUAUCCACAACCUGAUCACGGCCCUGAGACAAUCAAAGUGAUCGUGAUCGAAGACCCGGCAUAUCAUAGCCAAGCAGGAGUUAGUAAAGAUGGAAAGGCUCAAUACGGCCAACCGAUCAAUCCGGUUGGAAACUAUCAGAAUGGUUAUCCAGGAGCUAACGCAAACGCCAAUGCUAAUGCCAUCGCCAUUGCAAAUGCAAAUGCCAAAGCAAAUGCAGGAGCUAACGCAGGAGCUAAUGCAGGAGCUAAUGCAGGAGCUAAUGCAGGAGCUAAUUCCAUUUCUGGUGCGAACGGCUAUCCUGUUCAGCAAUCGGGAUACUAUCCUGGAAAUGCUCCAACUACUUCCAUCGGAACGAACAAUCCUUUCUUGACUGGAUCUCAAGGAAGCGGAGGAGCUAACGCAGGCGCUAAUGCAGGCGUUAACGCAGGUGUUCUUGGAAACGCAUAUCCAGGAACAUCAGGGUCAGGAAGUCAGGGUGCGGGUAAUUAUCAAGCUGGAUCGAGUAAUCCAUUCCUAACUGGUGGACAAGGUCAAGGAAAUGCAGGUGCCAAUGUUGGUGCCAACGCUGCUGCAAAUGCUGCUGCUAAUGCUGGUGUUAUCUCUCAAGGACAAAUUGGAGCGCAAAAUCCUUUCCUCAAUCCUGAAUUUCAACUUAGUGCAAGUCCUCAUGGACUUGGAGAAUACGUAAUUAAUGGUGCAAAAACUGUUGAAAAACAGAAUGGAGGUAGUCCUAUUCCUACUACUUAUCCUGGUCAAGGAAGCAAACCAGGAAGCUAUGAAACGAACGUACCUACGAUCGUUGGGGGAGCAAAUGCAGGAGCCAAUGCAGGAGCUAUCGCCAAUGCUAAUGCUGGUGCGAAUACAGGUGGAUACGGUCAGCCUGUUAAACAAAGUCCUGUUAAUCCAAGUACAAAUUACGAGGGCGGAGUUGGAUCAGGUACCGUAUUUGAAAAUACGGGAAGUGCAUUUGGAAAUUCUGGGUCCGGUAACAAUGGCUAUGCUGUUCCUACUUAUCAAACUGGAUUAGUUUCUGGUGGAGCAAAUGCUGGAGCGAAUGCAGGAGUAAACGCCGGAGGCAGCGAAUCUGGUGGUUAUGGUGUACCAACAAAAGGUGCUCCAGUUUUUGGAACAUCUGGACCAGCUUUUGGAAAUGGUGGAGCAAAUGCUGGAGCGAAUGCAGGAGUAAACGCUGGAGGCAGCGGAUCUGGUGGUUAUGGUGUACCAACAAAAGGUGCUCCAGUUUUUGGAACGUCUGGACCAACUUUUGGAACUGGAGGAGCAAAUGCUGGAGCGAAUGCAGGAGUAAACGUUGGAGGUAGUGGAUCUGCUGGCUAUGGUGUACCUACAAAAGGUACUCCAGUCAUUGGAACAUCUGGACCAACUUUUGGAACUGGAGGAGCAAAUGCUGGAGCGAAUGCAGGAGUAAAUGCUGGAGCGAAUGCAGGAGUAAAUGCUGGAGCGAAUGCAGGAGUAAACGCCGGAGGCAGCGGAUCUGGUGGUUAUGGUGUACCAACAAAAGGUGUUCCAGUCUUUGGUACGUCUGGACCAGCUUUUGGAACUGGAGGAGCAAAUACUGGAGCGAAUGCAGGAGUAAACGUUGGAGGCAGCGGAUCUGGUGGUUAUGGUGUACCAACAAAAGGUGUUCCAGUCUUUGGUACGUCUGGACCAACUUUUGGAACUGGAGGAGCAAAUGCUGGAGCAAAUGCAGGAGUAAACGUUGGAGAUAGCGGAUCUAGUGGUUAUGGUGUACCAACAAAAGGUGCCCCAAUCUUUGGAACGUCUGGACCAGGUUUUGGAACUGGAGGAGCAAAUGCUGGAGCGAAUGCAGGAGUAAACGCCGGAGGCAGCGGAUCUGGUGGUUAUGGUGUACCAACAAAAGGUGCUCCAGUCUUUGGAACAUCUGGACCAGCUUUUGGAAAUGGUGGAGCAAAUGCUGGAGCGAAUACAGGAGUUGGAGGCAGCGGAUCUGGAGGUUAUGAUGUACCUUCAAAAGGUACUCCAGUUUUUGGAACGUCUGGAUCAACUUUUGGAACUGGUGGAGCAAAUGCUGGAGCAAAUGCUGGAGCAAAUGUUGGAGCAAAUGCUGGAUCUGGAUCUGGAUCCAAUGGCUUUAAUGUUGGACCAUCCAAAGAUGGAUCAGAUUCUAGAUUAGUUUUUGGUACUGGAGGAUUAGGAUUCGCUGGUGCAAAUGCCAAAGCUGAUGCUGUUGCAAAUGUUGGAAGCGGUGGAUCUGGUAAUAGUGGUUACGAUGGAAACGGUUUCGGAUUUGGAGAUGCAUCCGCCAGUGCUAGUGCCAAGGCUGAAGCUUCCGCUUCUUCUGGAACAGGAAGCGACAGGGCCAGUGUGUUAUCCAUGGCCGAUGCAAUCCAAUUAGGUGUGGUCCUAAUUAAAUGAUUUCGUCUCCAUUCCUCAGGCUCAAACGCAAUUGCAAACGCGAAUUCGAACUCGUUCAAAGGAUUUUCUGGUAGCAAUGCGUCCGCCAAAUCGUCCGCCAAGUCGUCAGGUUUUGGAAAUGGGUCGGCCAAUGCGAAUGCACAAGCAUCCAGCAAAGCGUCUUCGGGAUCCGGCAACAGUUUCGCCUCCAGCUCUGCAUCCGCCAACGUGGACACGAGGAGUUUGCUCGUCUUCAGAGAUUAAUCAUCCAAACAUUUGGAUAUACUCGUUAUUUAAUUAAUUUUGCUCUCUCGAAUUAUUUAAUCGUGGAAAUAUUACGAACGCCAUGGACCGUGCCAUCACUCGAAACUCGAUUUUUAGGAUACUCUACCGAUUAGCUUGUAGGAUCUGAAACACGUCAAUGGAAUUAAGAGUCAAAGGUACAUCGGUUUAAAACGAUUAUCGACUCGAACAUCGAUCGACGCAAUGUGAUUACCCAUGCUGGAUCAUGGCAAUGUAAUAUCGAAAUCGUAAUUACUUUACAACUCGAUGUGUUGAUAUGUAACUAAUUUUAUUGCGCUUUAUCUUUAAAAAUGAAAACUUUAACUGUGAAUGAAUAAUGAAUGAAAUUUCAUCAGAGUCGAGCAUUCAAAAAAUAAAUUUAUUAUCAUUUGUGAUAAUAUUCUUGCCAAUACACGAAGCAUAGGAAGUAUUCACCGUUUGAGAAAAUCCUCGAAAUCCUUUUUUAUCUUUUUUCCAACGUUGAUAUCGGAUAUUAAAUUUGUCUUCGUUAAUUUGUUCACUUUGUCGAAGCGUCAGUCCAUUUAAAAACUUUUCAAAGCGACUUCCAUCGUGUUUUAUCGUAUAAGUGGAUAAUACUCGACACAUGAUUAGCGUUUUUUCCGAUUUUAUAAUAGAUAUUUAAGAUUGAACGUUAUUUUAAUACUAUAAAACGAUGUAGCAUGUAAUUAAAAAACUUUGUACGUAAUUACGUUAAAAUUAUAUUUAACGUAACGAGCGUAGUUAUUUUAAUCUUAAAUCGUGAUAGUAAUACGAACGAGAUAAUGUUUUUUUUCUAUCUUUAUACAUAGCAUCCAAUCAAAUAUCGAAUUUGCGAUUUUAGUAUUUUAAUUAUCGACAUUUUUAUAUUAAUUUAUAAGCGAAUACGAAUAAAUGCGAAGGCGUAUGAUCUUCGUACAACCUCUAUCCGCAAUAAAUUCAAUUAUACUUA